AUGGCUCGCGCGCUCAAUAAGGUUCAGAAGCAGAUAUCCAAGAAGCGAGGAGGCAAGCCUAACGCCUUACAUGAGAAUAGUCGAGAUGCAAAGCGCCUCCGACGAGCAGGGGCCAGGGAAGAGAAGCUGGCUCGACUGAUGGAUGCAGCAGUAAAGGCAAAUCAGGUCUAUGUCGACCGGGUGGCAUGGUUCAAGUCAGCCCUCGAGGGAUCUUCGGGCCCGUUGACAGACGAAGAAGUGCACCUCCUCACGCAAAGCUUUAUUGACCGUGAGGAUGAAGAACUUGCCGAAGCUAAACAGCAACGUCGACCCGGAAGACCGCCUACGAAGCAGGAAGAGAAAAUCAGCCAGCGAAAAGAAGUUGAAGAACGCGAAUUUCGUGCUGGGCUCUGGGUCCCUGAACUUCGAAACGAAGAAAGCCGACGUAAGGUUGAGAGAUGGGCUGGGGAGUGGGGUGGAUUGAACACGCUGGACUUUGUUCGCGUUAUUAAGUCGGGCGACAUCAAACCUUCCAGCUUCCCACCUAAAGCCCUUUCAUGAGAGGAAGUGCAUCCUCUGUACUGUCGGCUCUGCUCCGUCAUACAGAAUUGCUUAUGUCCCUCCUUCCAGGAUUUGGAUGUCUCUCUCGGCGCCUUGAUUUCACGCAAACAGUGUGCCAAGAUCGAUUAUACCAAUAUCCGUUGGGAGCGGAAUUCGAGCAUCGCCAGUCCACUGAUCGGGAGCAUAUUCGGCAAGCCUUUAUGCAUUACGAGCCUCUGACGUCGAAAUAUGCCAACUAGUUAAAUACCAUAAAUCAGCACCGCACCUGCCCGCUGGGUUCGCACAGCUUCUACCAAGUGGAGGACUCGGAUGUUCUGAGGUGGCAAAUGGCAGCCUUCUUUGGAGCAGAAGACGUUCUGGAAAACUCCUUGGGAUCUCCGCCGGCAGGGCGCAUUGGCUUCAGAGCACGAAGUCAGAGUUCUUACGAUAAGGGUUGAGUGCGUCGGAAAUUGACGUGGAUAGUAUUCUGGGGCGACCCGAUACUAGUGGUGGUUAUGUUGUUCGCCGAGGCAUCACAAGCCGCACAUGGUGAGUUCAAGCUACGAAUUGAACUCAUCGAUGCGCUGUACGGAUGUUCAGAUCAUCUGCUUUCAAUCCUUGUUUGAUUGCAGGAGAGGGUCAGACUCGGACACUAGACAGACUGGCAAGGCUGGCUGAUCGAGUCUCCUUUGGUUCUCCUCGUUGAUAACUGACUAGUGAGAAAGGCAUGUCACGUGGUAGCAUGACUCGUUCCCAAAAUUUAUGGUGGAAACUUUCUCGAACUGC
Messenger RNA from Cladophialophora immunda, 1305 nucleotides. RefSeq lists its product as uncharacterized. The transcript has 3 exons. Gene Ontology annotation, cellular component: nucleus. The record is from RefSeq and is a predicted model, not a curated record. Bases 1 to 540 code for a protein of 179 amino acids. Lineage: Eukaryota; Fungi; Ascomycota; Eurotiomycetes; Chaetothyriales; Herpotrichiellaceae.